This is a messenger RNA of Lindgomyces ingoldianus, 1738 nucleotides long. Its product is annotated as Homogentisate 1,2-dioxygenase. Bases 210 to 1619 code for a protein of 469 amino acids. Lineage: Eukaryota; Fungi; Ascomycota; Dothideomycetes; Pleosporales; Lindgomycetaceae. Gene Ontology annotation, biological process: L-phenylalanine catabolic process. The transcript has 2 exons. Gene Ontology annotation, molecular function: homogentisate 1,2-dioxygenase activity. Gene Ontology annotation, cellular component: cytoplasm. The record is from RefSeq and is a predicted model, not a curated record.
CCGACACACCGAUACACCCGCCAGCAUGUCGUCUGCGCAGACGGCCUAUGAUGACCCUCACACCCCUCUCCAUCCCAAGAAGUCCGUCGGAGCUCUAUUUAAGAAACUCGUCGUCCGAGAGAAGAAGCCAAAGCUAUCCAAAAGCAUAAUCCCAUUGACGCAGAGGAAUCUUGAGGAAUUUGGCAAUCCAGACUAUACAGACAUCCACGAUGCCUUCCUCCCAGUUCGCCCAGUGCAAAGAAAAGUAUCGAUAUCUGAAUGGCUUCAACUCUUACCAUGAAUCUGAAGCAAUUGAAGGAGCCCUGCCCAUCGGAGCGAACUCCCCACAGAACCCUCCUUACGGCCUCUAUGCUGAAAAGCUCUCUGGAACAGCAUUUACAGCCCCUCGUCACGAAAACCAACAGACCUGGCUCUAUCGAAUCUUGCCCUCAUGCGGCCACAGCAACUUCGAGCCUCGAGAAUCGUCGACCUACAAUACCAACCCAGAGAACAAACCGUACGAAAAGAUCCACCAUAUACCCAACCAACUACGAUGGGACCCCUUCGAUCUUGAUGAAACAGUCGACUGGGUCCACUCGCUCCACCUUGUCGCCGGCGCUGGGGACCCAACAAUGAAAACAGGCAUCGGCAUCUACAUCUUCGCAGCGGGCAAAGACAUGGACGCCCACGAAGCCUUCUAUUCGGCCGAUGGUGACUUCCUUAUCGUGCCCCAACACGGCGUUCUCGACAUCCAAACCGAAAUGGGCCACCUCCUCGUGCGCCCCAACGAAAUAUGCGUAAUUCCGCGCGGCAUAAAAUACCGCGUUACUCUCCCCCAAGGUCCCGUUCGAGGCUAUAUCCUCGAGCUUUACCAAGGCCACUUCACGCUCCCCGAACUUGGUCCCAUCGGCUCUAACUGCCUAGCCAACGCGCGGGACUUCCAAGCGCCCGUCGCUUCUUUUGAAGAAGACACAACUAGCACCUGGCACAUCCUGUGCAAAUUCGCGGGUCAUCUUUUCAGCGCCGCGCAAACUCACACACCCUUCGACGUUGUAUCCUGGCACGGCCUCUACUACCCCUACAAAUAUGACCUCGGACGCUUCAACACCAUCGGCAGCGUCUCCUUCGACCACCCUGACCCCUCUAUCUACACGGUCCUAACCGCGCAAUCUGACCACCCGGGAACCGCCAUCGCCGACUUCGUAAUUUUCCCGCCACGCUGGCUCGUCGCAGAAGACACCUUUCGCCCACCCUGGUACCACCGCAACACAAUGUCCGAAUUCAUGGGUCUCAUCCACGGCCAGUACGACGCCAAAACGGGCGGGGGCUUUCAACCUGCGGGUGCAUCGCUGCACAACGUCAUGGCCGGUCACGGACCCGACGCGACCACGCACGAGAAAGCGUCGAAUGUGGAGCUGCGGCCGAGUAAAGUCGGCGAGGGCAGCAUGGCAUUUAUGUUUGAGAGUUGUUUGAUGGUUGGGGUUACGGAGUGGGGGCUGGAGAAGUGUAAGAAGGUGCAGAAGGAUUAUAAUGCUGAGAGUUGGGAGCCGCUGAAACCACACUUUAAGAGGCCCGAGGGACGAGAGGAUGUUGGGAAUGGGGUGAAGGGUGCGGAGGGGAAAGAGGGGGAUAAGAACUAGGUGCGCAUUGAACGUCGUAAUCUUUAUAUUUGAUGCCUGGUGUUGUAUGGAGUGUUUGUGGUUACGAGGGCGUGGGAUUCUACCUGGCUCGCUCACUGGUAAUGAAAUGAGAUGGAAAU